Molecule: messenger RNA, 311 nt
Organism: Prorocentrum cordatum
Lineage: Eukaryota; Dinophyceae; Prorocentrales; Prorocentraceae
Source: the annotation of a GenBank genome assembly
ACGUCGGGAGGUUUUUCGCCGUCUUCGGCCUCUGGCGGCCCUCGCCGGGCCCUGGGUUUGGUGACUGCCUCUGCGCCUCGCGUCUGGCUUGCAGCCCCAGGGACAUGUGGCUGUACGUCAGCCCGCACGGCAGGAAGACCAAGCUCAAGAGGGAGGUGAUGCAGAUUGCCCAGGAGGAGAGCAGCGGGGUCCUGAAGCAGGAGGGCGCCGCCGCCGAGGAGGCGCCGGAGGCCCGCGACGACGACGAGGAGGCUGAGGCGCCCGCCGUCGAGCAGGGCGGCGUCGCCGCCGAGGUGGAGGACGGCGCCGGC